CAGAGAACAGGUUUGGACACUUAUAAAUUAAACCAUAGCCUAUGAGACAUGACACUGCAUCUUCUCUGGGCUAGGGUAUAAAAUGGCAGACUCCUUUGACGUCAUCUUUGAUGACUACUAUGAACCAUCCAAUGACACUAACCUAUCUACUUAUGUGAUCAACCCCAAUACUCAAUCCUGCAACGAUCAUCCCCUGUACAGCACAGUUGCCGUUGCCAUGUCGAUCAUCCUAGUCGGCAUCUUCCUAUUGGCUAUCCCAGGAAACCUGCUGGUGGGGUUUGUGAUUGGUUCCAGAAAACGGACCCUGAUACCGUCGGAUGUCUACCUGUUCCACCUGACUGUGGCAGACGGAUUGAUUGCAUUGACACUGCCCUUCUGGGCCCACAACAUCACGUGGGGCUGGGUUUUUGGGGACUUUCUUUGCAAGCUGCUGAGCCUGGCCACAGAGGUGAACUUCUAUACCAGCAUUCUGUUCCUUGUCUGCAUCAGUGUGGAACGCUACUUUGCCAUUGUCCAUGCCGCUGACACUCGUAAUGGAGGCUGGUGGGCCUGCAGUUGGGCUGUGUGCUGUGCGAUCUGGAUGCUUGGGGGUGUUUUUGCCCUGCCGGCGCUCUUCAAUGAUGCCUUCAAGCCCAAUCAGUCAGAGAGAGUGGUGUGCGCCGAGCAAUUUGACGUGGGCAACGCCUUCCACUGGCGCUUCGCCACGCAUGGACUGCGUCACGUCCUGGGUUUCCUGCUCCCAUUGGCCAUCAUGCUGGCGUGCUACGGAGUGACUCUCGCCCGGCUUGUCCACACCCGCGGUUUCAAGAAGCAUCGUGCCAUGCGGGUCAUCGUCGCCGUGGUGAUCGCUUUCCUGCUGUGCUGGAUGCCGUACAACCUGGCCAUGAUAGCGGACCUGUUGCUGAGGGCCAAAGUGGUGGCUUUUGACUGCUCGGUGAGGACCUCACUGGAUUUGACGAUUGGGGUGACCCACAGCCUGGCCCUGACACACUGCUGCAUAAACCCAUUCCUGUACGCCUUUGUGGGGGAGAAGUUCAGGAGCAACCUGGGCGCCCUGGUCAAGCGGAAACGGAGGUCAGACAGGAUGUCCUCAGGUUCGGUCAGAUUCAGCAGGUCCACAUCCCAGACGUCGGAGGGCAUGGGGCAGUUCAUGUGACUGACUGGUUUGCUGACUGGUUGACUGACUAGCUGGAGGACUCACUGAGCAGUUGAAUCAGUGGUUGACUGACUGAUUAGCUGACUGACUGGCUGGCUUGCUACCUGAAUCUAGCAAAGAUUCAGUCUUGUUGCUGAUCGAAAAGGCUUCGAUUUGUUUGUCAUUUGAAAUGGAAACGUACCAGUGGAGAAGUCUACGGAUCUGCUGUCCACAGACCUGCAACUCUCCUUGAAGGUACAGGGGGAUUCUCAAUGGUUUCAUGUUCCCUAAAUAAAAUGUACAUCCCUUUACAUACCAUAGUUGUAAAAAGGCUGUGUGACAUCACAUGUUUUGAGCAACUGAUGUGUAAUAAUCUGUGUCAAUUUCCUGCAAGAGCCUUCUGGUCUUUCAUGUUAUUCACCACCUGAUGUGGAAACUUACUGUGCAUGCAUCAUGGGACAUUUCACACACGGACACUUAUCUUGGCUUAACAGCUCCAACAGUGCCCUCUAGUGCUGAAAAAAACUAGUUUAGCAAUAGCUGUAGGUUUUGCUGAUGGGUGAGGAGGAGGACCACAAAUGCUCUCUCUCUCUCUCUCUCUCUCUCUCUCUCUCUCUCUCUCUCUCUCUCUCUCUCUCUCUCUCUCUCUCUCUCUCUCUCUCUCUCUCUCUCUCUCUCUCUCUCUCUCUCUAUCGUAUGCUUUUUUCUCCCACAAUGCUGUCUCUCUCACUCACUCACUCACUCACUCACUCACUCACACACACACACACACACACACACACACACUUGACACACAUACACUCACCCACAUCACUCAUCCUCCCCAAAAAUCGCUAAUCGACUCCCAUAACGUUCAUUCACCACCAACAUUAAGCUGUAAUAGGGGAGGAGAAGGCUGUAGUUCUGUGUGAGUGGAGUCUUACCUCCCCCUCCCACCAAACUACUCUUUUUAACAACCUCAUUAUGGAGCUGAUACUCACCAUUGAGAGGGACAGAUGGUCUUUAUAGGUCCCCAUUCGAAACCAUAGUAGGUCUUUUGAGAGCAGGGCAUUUUGAUUAGGUGUUGCCUUUGGUAUGUGUGUGUCUGUGUGUGUGUGUGUGUUUGCGUGUAAAUGCAGGUAUCCACAGUGUGUUCAUUCAGUCUCACAGAUGUGUGGAGUAAAGCUGUUUUGACUCAAGAAAGAGAGAUAUUGUACUCUCAAAAGAAAAAGGGGACUAUAUUCAUAAACAUCUGUUAGCCUAUUCAUAUGAGAACCGAAAAGGUUUUCUUGCAUAGACCAUUACUAGGUCCAAAGGCGUUUCAGAACAGAAAACCAUUUGUUGUUCCGAACAGAAUCCCAAUAACAUUCAAGAUUUACAUGUGAACCCUAUAUUGAUGACAUAUAAGCUAGUCGAACAAGCUACAUUCUCAGUACUUUCACAAAAAUAUCAAGGAAUUGUAGAGUAAGUUGUGAGUUCAGAAUUUCUGGUGUCCUACCAGAAAGGAAGUAUUUUUAAGGACUUCCUUAUCAGCUCAGAACCAAUCAACACAAGGACAGGUCCAGCAACAAAACACACUGACAUGGAAAUUACAGCGCUUCCAAGGCUGUACACACACACACAAAAACACCUACAAUUAAUUUUGUUGUUGUUAAUUUUUUUAUUUUGGGUCAAAUUGGAAUGUUUAUGGCAUAGCCUUAGAGAACAACAUGUCUUCACGUCAAACAAGUGUAUGUAGACCUAAAUACACAACCUGGCCCAGCUGGCUCCUGAAUGUGUAGUAAGCCUACUGUUACGUAAACACACACAAUUCAGCAGCUCAAGUUUACAAUUUCAGUUUAUUGCAGCCGAUAGUUUAUACUCAGUUUAUGCGGGGGUCUAUUAAAAAUCUGAGAUGUGAUAUUAUUAUCACAAUACAAUG
Messenger RNA from Hypomesus transpacificus, 3035 nucleotides. RefSeq names its product C-X-C chemokine receptor type 2-like. The coding region runs from base 83 to 1156 and encodes 357 amino acids. The record is from RefSeq and is a predicted model, not a curated record. Gene Ontology annotation, molecular function: chemokine receptor activity. NCBI's taxonomy places the organism in Eukaryota, Metazoa, Chordata, Actinopteri, Osmeriformes, Osmeridae. Gene Ontology annotation, cellular component: membrane. The transcript is spliced from 2 exons. Gene Ontology annotation, biological process: neutrophil chemotaxis; G protein-coupled receptor signaling pathway; immune response.